GCCCCCUGCUGGCGCGCGUCUUGCUCCCGCGCUCCGCCCUCAGCGCAACGGACGUCGGUGUUGCGCCAGGGCGGCUCCAAGUCAGCGGAGCCAUGUUCCUCCUGCUGGUCCUGUUCACUGGCCUAGGCGGGCUGCACGGGGGCCGCAAUCCUCAUAAAACCUUUCUGCAGACCACAGUUCCUGAAAAGAUUUCAACAUCCGAGGCAAUAAAACAUCCAGAAACUAAUGUUGCUUAUAUCAUUACAAUAGAAGGAAAACCAUAUUUUAUCCAUCUCAAAAAGCAAUCAUUUUUAUCUUCAGCUUCUGUUGUUUAUUCUUAUGACAAAGAUGACACCCAACAUUUUCAGCCUUUGUUAGCUCAGAUGGAUUGCAAUUAUCAUGGAUAUGUUGCAGGUUUUCCAAAUUCUCUUGUAUCACUCAACAUUUGUUCAGGACUCAGGGGAAUAUUGCAGUUUAAAAACAUCUCAUAUGGAAUUGAACCAAUGGAAGCUGUAUCAGGAUUCAUGCACAUGAUUCAUGAAGAAAAAAAUGAUAUAACUAAUAUUCCUCUGUUAUGGGAAAAUGACACUUAUAUCUAUGAUAGCUCACAGUAUCAAGUCAGAAAAAGUUCAGAAACACCUGGCUAUUUCAAGUUAUUUCCCCAAUAUCUUGAUAUGUAUAUUGUUGUGGAUAAAAAUCUGUUUGAUUACAUGGGCUCUGAUGUAAAAAUUGUAACACAGAAGGUUAUUCAGAUCAUUGGCUUUGUUAACACUAUGCUUACCCAGUUAAAACUGACUGUUAGAAUAUCUUCCAUAGAGAUUUGGUCAAACAAAAACAAAAUUUCUACUACAAGACAUCCUAAUCAUAUAUUAUAUAAAUUUUUAGAAUGGAAAACCGAAUUUCUCUCCCAACCUCAUCAUACUGCAUACUUAUUUGCCUUCCAGAAAAGUCCUACUUUUAUAGGAGCCACACAUCCUGCAAAAAUAUGUGAUAAGAAUUUUGCUGGAGGAGUUGCUUUGUAUUCAGAGGGUUUAUCCUUGGAGUCAUAUGCUCUCAGUAUUGUGCAGUUGCUUGGCCUUAACAUGGGAAUGAGUUAUGAUAAUACUGAGAUCUGCCAUUGUUCAGGAGAUGUUUGCGCAAUGUCACCAAAAGCUGUGCUAUCUGAGGGUAUAAAGGAUUUUAGCACUUGUAGCUUGGAUGACUUUAAAUAUUUUGCUGCACAUUCUGGCCUUGAAUGUCUUCAUAAAAUCCUUCCUGUUGAGCCAGUUUACAAACAGAGGCAGACGUGUGGCAAUGGAAAGUUGGAAUCGGGUGAAGAAUGUGAUUGCGGCACUUUACAGAAUUGUACACAUCCAGCCUGCUGUGAUCCUAGAACAUGUAGAAAGAAAAAAAAUAAAAUAUGUGGUUCGGGGGAAUGCUGCACACGAAAUUGCAAGAUAAAACCAGUUAAUACACCUUGUAGGCGACCAGUUGAUGAAUGUGAUUUUCGAGAAUUCUGUGAUGGGACUAAUGCACACUGUGUGCCUGACACUUAUGCACGUGAUGGACAGAGUUGUGAUUCGGGCAACUCCUUCUGUUAUAAAGGACGAUGUCGGUCGUUUACCAGACAGUGCAGAAAAUUAAUUGGAGGAGCAUCUAGAGGUGCUUCAUUUGCUUGUUUUGAGGAAAUAAAUUCAAGAGGAGAUAAAUUUGGAAACUGUGGCCGAAAUUUUUGUUAUUACCCCCAUGUGUUAUGUGGAAAAUUAGUUUGUACCUGGCCUCACAAAGCUUUAGUAAGACGCCAAAAUUUAUCUGUGAUUUAUACACAUGUACGAGAUGACCUGUGUACAUCAACAUUUCUAACCACAGAGAGGACACCUAAAAAUACACUGACCACAAUUGAAAACCCUGAAGACAGAGAUCAAACAUUUGUAGAAGAUGGCACUGUGUGUGGUCCUGAAAUGUAUUGUCUGAGAUUUAAAUGUGUAGAGCUUAAAUACCAUGUCAAUUUUCAGAGUUGCAGUUCUACCAGAGAUUGUAAUUCAAAUGGAGUCUGCAACAAUUUUAACCAUUGCCAUUGUAGAAUGGGGUUUGCUCCUCCUCGUUGCAAGCCGAUGGCAAAAGAUUUUGGAAGUAUUGAUGAUGGACACAGGAGGAAAGUUGGUAAAAAGUUAUUGCUGCAGAGAUCUCUCAGUCAUCCAAAACACAGAUUUCAACUGAUUUUCUACACUUCUCUACCUGUGUUCAUCAUUAUUAUUGCUAUUAUAAUAAACCAGAGUAAAAUAAGGGAGCUGUGCUACAGAGGAGAACCUGAAAGUGAGAGGUCUGUGUCGGAAGAAAGCAGCAGUAACAGCAAGUUGUCACUCAGUGUAAGUUCCAACUUCCAACCUAUCUACUCUAACUUGAAUCCAGAAAAGGCUCUGAAUCAGGUCUUAGUCCCAGAGGGAAGAAUGCUUUCGCCAGGAAACACAACAGUGAUAUCUUUAAUUGGAAUUAAGACUGCUGCAUGGUUACUUCAGUUCCUCAUACCUCUGAAUCAAUAGGAAAACAAGGGAGGUAAGGUAUUGGCUGUGGUUAGUGAUCUUGACUACCAAAGGGAACUGGACUACUCAACAACAGAGGUAAGGAAGAGUAUGUAUGAAAUACAGGCAAUCCUGUGGAAUGUCUCCUCAUAUUACCAUGCUCUGUAAUUAAGGUCAAUGAAGAACUACAACUCCAUCCAGAAAGGAUUACUAAUGGUGCAGACCUUUCAGAAAUGAAGGUUUGGGUCAGCAAAGCAGCUCAGGUGCUUGAUGAAGUCAAAGGGAAUGCAGAGUGGAGAAUAGAAGAAGGCCUUCAGACUCACACUGAAUGACGCUACCAGUCGUUUCCCGGCUCUCCAGCUUGCAGAUGGCAGAUCUUGGGACUUCUUUGCCUCCAGAACCAUAUGAAAGACAUAAUGCACAGGUUUUGAAUCCCAGAUUUAAUUUGGUGAGAAUUGACAUCUUGGCCAUAAUAAACUUUCCAAUAGUGCUGAUACUUACACCUUGAUUGUGGCAUUUUUCUGGAGUACAGUCGUAAUUCAAGAAUGAAGAAUCUACACAUUUCUUAUCUUUGCAAACCUAAAAAGGAGAUAUCCCAAAUACGCGGGCCUCUCACUGCUGUGGCCUCUCCCAUUGCGGAGCACAGGCUCCGGACGCACAGGCUCAGCGGCCAUGGCUCAUGGGCCCAGCCACUCCGUGGCAUGUGGGAUCUGCCAGGACCGGGGCAUGAACCUUUGUCCCCUGCAUCGGCAGGCGGACUCUCAACCACUGUGCCACCAGGGAAGCCCUCAAGGUGGCACUGAAGCUUUGCUAGUAACGGGUACUGGAGAGCAUGGGAAGAGAGCUUUGCUAUUUGGUUCCAGUGUGCUAGCUUGGUAGGCUCCUGCACAGGGUACAGCUUUUUGCAAAGCCAGGAUCCCUCAGUGCUUGGAGAUUCUCUAGUACCCAGAUCCUUCCGUGCAUGGUGGUCUCUAGCACCCAUCAGGCAGAAGUAUCCUCCCAUCAUCUAGGCCGCUCUCCUUCCAUAGCAAAGUGACUUUGGUGAGACAUCUUAUGAACAGCUUUCCUGGCUACCCAAAGGACAGAUUUCCAGAGGGUUCUAAAGAGAAAUUUUACAGCAAGAUCUCUUGGUACAGCACCACAGUGACUUGUCCUAUUUGAAGAUCCAUGGUUGUGCCACUUUUAACAAUCUCAAAUCUGGGGCAAGGAAACUGUCUUCUUUACCCCAGUCCUGGGAUUGCUGGCUGCUUCUUGUAUCUGAUAUUCCUAUGACCUUUAGAGUUCUCUUUACUUCUUAUUGUUUUACUCUAAUCCUUGUUACAAUGAAUAAUUCUUUACAUUAAACUUCCCAUGUGUAAAUUACUGCAUGGUAUCUUUAGACAUAGACUAAAACAGUAUCUUAUAUUUUUAAAAUAUUUCACUGACUUAUCAUAUUUGUACUUUUUCACUGUGGUCCCAUAUACAGGUUCAUCUGUAUAAAUCAUACUUUAUAUAAUCAAGGAAAAAUACCUCUUCCUUUCCACUGCAUUUCAUCCACUUCCUUCCAAAUGUGGUUUGUAUUAUCCAGAUUGAUAAUGUAUUUAAUUCUUCAGAACCACCAGUAAAUUAUAUCAACCUUAUACAUAAGUUGAUUGGAAAACUUGGAAAUUAAUAAAUAAAUCAUUUUUAGGUCAGCAUAGGAUAAAAUUUUGAGAUGGAGGAAUCAAAAGUUUAUUAUUAUUAUUAUAUUAUUUUUCUCCAGUUUUUUUCUUAUUGUUAUCAUUGUCAUUUUUGCACUAUUUUCCUUUAUUAUAUCUUGUUCAUUCUUCUAUUAGCACUCAAAAAAGAAUGUGUAUACACUCAGCAACAGUAAGAAUGUUGCUGUUGUGUGUGGUCGCCUACAAACGUUGAUGAGAUCAAGUUGAUAGUUCUGCUCAAGGCAUCAACGUAUUUGCUGAGUUUCUUUCCACUUCAUCUAUCAAUUAUUGAGAGAGAAAUGUUUAAAUCUUCAAUAAUAAUAAUAAUUUACCUAUUUCUUUUUUCAUUUCUGUCAGUUUCUGCCUCUUAUAAUUUGAAGUCUAUUUUUAUGUGCAUACACAUUUUGGAUUGUUAUGCCAUCUGGUAAUUUUACUUUUUAACCAUUAUGAGUAUCUCUCUGUCCUGGAGAGAUCAUAAAGUAAACUGCAGAUACUAGGAACAAACUCUUUCUGUGUCUAACUGGUUGCUUUGUUUUCGUGUAGAUACAUCUUUAGUUAGUAAGAUAACAUAACUUUUAGGGAUGAAAAUCAUUUGUGGAAUUUAUGAAAAAUAGAUUUAUAUGCUUCUAACCUAAUUUAAUAAACUUUCCUGGUUUUUCCUACACUGACGAUAGGCUUGCAGCUUUGGCAAACAUGGCAUUUGAGGCCAGCAUUCAAUAACUUAUUACAUCCAGGUUAUAAAUAAAACAUCUUUGCUUUUUCUUUUGAAUUAUACAUCUGUCUCUCAUGAUUACCUCCUGGGAGGUAGGAAGUAGAGUUAGGUGUUAGGUAUGGCAGAAUUACUUAAAAUGCAGGUGCGGGAUAUUGCGGCCCUGUGCAUCUCGUUGUCUCAUUGUUUUACCUCUGUUUCUCUCCGUUUCUUUUUCACCACACUCACACACAAAAAAUGCCCCCCCACACACAUAUAUUGUGUGUGUAUACAUAAGUAUGUCUAUAAUAUUAUGUAUAUAUGCACGUAUGUAUAUAUCAUAAAACUUUUUGACAGUAUGCAUCAUUUUUAUAUUUGUAUAGAGAACUCCAUAGAUGAUUCACAUGUAUUUGCCUACUCUGUUAGGCAAAAUUUAAAGAACUCACCAUACCUAUUAUUUCUCCUGUUAAGAGCUUAGUCUCUAUAAAAAUGCUUUAAUUUCAAAGUAGUUGUUAAUUCGCUACAUAGAAAUCAGGAAUGCAAAUUAAAAAAAUAUAGGAAUUGGUAAGGCAGGGCAAAUGUAAAAAGCAAAACAGCAUUUCAGGCAUGGGUAUUCCUUGAAAUUCUAUGCACAUUUCUUUAUUAUAUUUACAGCAAAUGGAAAACUUUGUUAAAUGAAGCUCCAAGUAGUUGAAAAUUUAAUAUAUUCCUAAAUGUGCAUGAAAUUUAUGUGUAUUUAUUUGGUCCCUGAACAUACUUCAGACAAGUCUUUGGAUUUUCCUUUUCUUCCUAGAUUUAGCUUUCCUGAUUUAAGUCAUGUUUUUUCAUUUUAAGUAUUUCAUUCCAUAUUCAACCCUCUUGCCACAGGUACAUAAACACAUACAUGUGCAUCAUCAUGAAAUAAUAGCUUAAAUGCAUCACUAUCAUUUGUGGUUUGGUUAAUCAUCUGUGUCACAAAGCUAAUUCAAGACACAUCAUCAAAGGAAAUGGUUACAUUCAUGCCAAAACAAAACUCCAGCCUGUUAUACUCUAGAGACAUGU
Messenger RNA from Orcinus orca (killer whale), 5885 nucleotides. RefSeq names its product disintegrin and metalloproteinase domain-containing protein 5-like. The transcript has 28 exons. Gene Ontology annotation, molecular function: metalloendopeptidase activity. The coding region runs from base 93 to 2501 and encodes 802 amino acids. The record is from RefSeq and is a predicted model, not a curated record. Gene Ontology annotation, biological process: proteolysis; binding of sperm to zona pellucida; cell adhesion. Lineage: Eukaryota; Metazoa; Chordata; Mammalia; Artiodactyla; Delphinidae. Gene Ontology annotation, cellular component: plasma membrane.